UCAAACAGAGAGACAUUCAGCCCUCUGUGUUCAGCGGCUCUACCUCCAGCGCUCGGCUCUCAGUCAACAUGAGGUAUCUUCCAAACCUUCUGCCAGCUGUGCUGAUAUGGUUAAUGCAUUUUAAGUGUUGCCUGUUUCAACAUGAAGAGAACACAACCAGCUAUCCAGAAAAGCUCAGCUCUCUGAGCUAUGACUAUGACAGCUUCACUAUGGACUACAACACCAGUAUAGAUUAUAGUGAAUAUAAUAACUUCUGUGUGAAAGAAUCCAACCGCCAGUUCCGCCGCUGGUUCAUGUCCACCUUCUACUCCAUCAUCUUCUUCCUGGGGCUGACAGGGAACCUCCUGGUCAUCCUCACCUUCUUCUACUUCAAGCGUCUCAAGACCAUGACGGAUGUGUUCCUGCUCAACCUGUCCUUUGCGGACCUUCUCUUUGCUCUGUCACUCCCUUUUUGGGCAGCCAACUCCAUGGCAGAAUGGGUUCUGGGCCUGCUGGUGUGCAAAGCCAUGCACACCAUUUAUAAGGUCAGCUUCUACAGCAGCAUGUUCAUUCUCUCUUUCAUUAGCGUGGAGCGCUACUUCGUCAUCGCCAAGGCCGUCUCCGCUCACCGCUACCGCUCCAAGGCUGUGUUUCUCAGCAAGGUGUCAUCAGCUGCCAUCUGGGUGAUGGCACUGAUCUUCUCAAUACCAGAAAUGAGGUACACCACCGUCAAUAACAAAACCUGCACCCCUUACUCCAGCAACUCUGACAAGCUGCGCGUCAGCAUCCAGUCGACCCAGAUAGUUUUGGCCUUUGCUCUCCCGUUCCUGAUAAUGAGCAUCUGUUACAGCAGCAUUAUCCGGACCCUUUCAAAGACUCGGAGCUUUGAACGCAAUAGGGCCAUCAAGGUGAUUCUCGCCGUGGUGGCCGUCUUCCUGGUCUGCCAAGUACCUUAUAACCUGGUUUUAUUUUUGAACACAGUGGUCACAGCACAAGGAGGAACGGUUGACUGCGACUUUGAGAACAAUCUCCUCUACGCAACCGAUGUGACCCAGUGCGUGGCCUUCCUGAGGUGCUGCCUGAACCCCUUUGUCUACGCCUUCAUCGGUGUGAAGUUUCGUCACGACCUCCUGAAGCUAAUGAAGGAAUUGGGUUGCAUGAGCCAGUCGAGCUUCGUCAGGUAUAAGUACGGCAGGAGGAGGAGUUCAGGGGCCACAGAGACUGAGACCACCACCACGUUCUCUCCUUGAAGCUCUUUCAGCAUGGACAUCUGCCUAUUCACACCUGCACAGCUCACAUUGGACAAUUAGAUAAAAGUCUAAAAAAACAUACGUUAUUUGACAUGUAAAUAGCCAAGUUUAUCAUAGAAUUACAUGUAUGUGGGGUUUGGUUGUUGUUGUUUUUUUUGUCUAUUUGUUGUGUUUAUUUUGUCAAGGCUUUGAUUGUUUGUUGGGCUACAGUGCACAGUAUUUUGAUGAAAUCCAUUGUGUGAAUGUAAAAUCAUGUUUUUCCUAACUUUUUACUUGACAGUGGAAGUUAAUAUGUGUUGAAACACAAUAAAGUUUGAUGGAAUAA
Messenger RNA from Trematomus bernacchii (emerald rockcod), 1554 nucleotides. It is a transcript of the gene ccr7, whose product is annotated as chemokine (C-C motif) receptor 7. Gene Ontology annotation, cellular component: membrane. Bases 69 to 1229 code for a protein of 386 amino acids. The record is from RefSeq and is a predicted model, not a curated record. The transcript is spliced from 3 exons. NCBI's taxonomy places the organism in Eukaryota, Metazoa, Chordata, Actinopteri, Perciformes, Nototheniidae. Gene Ontology annotation, molecular function: chemokine (C-C motif) ligand 21 binding; C-C motif chemokine 19 receptor activity; chemokine (C-C motif) ligand 19 binding. Gene Ontology annotation, biological process: immune response; inflammatory response; G protein-coupled receptor signaling pathway.